AUGGAGAAUCAAAAUCAAGAAAACUCUCCAAAUGAGGAGAUAACAACAGAAUCACAACAACAUACAAUCAAUACAAAUGUUAGUCAAGAGGAAUUAGAAAAUGAGAUUAAAAGAAGUGAAGAAUCAAUUAAAGUCACAGAAGUAACAACAACAGAAGGUCUUAAACCUACAGAUACAAGAGAAUAUAUUAAUAAAAAUGGAAUUUGUAGACAUAGAGAUAAUUGUGCAAUUUCAACAUUAAAAACUAUUAUUAGAGGUUUUGCAAUUGGUUAUGGUUUAAGAGCUGGUAUUGCCCUCUUAACUGGUUUAAUUUUAAGAAAAUUAUAUAGAAAUCCAAGAAAAUUAAUUAAUCAAUCAAUUUUACAUAAAGAUCCAAUUGGAUUUGGAUUAUUUUUAGGAUUUUAUACAGGUGGAUUUAAAGGAAUUAAUUGUUUAUUAAGAGCAAUUAGAGGAAAAGAAGAUGGUUUAAAUAGUAUUGUUGCAGGUUUUAUUGCAGGCUCUGCUAUGAUGUUUUCAAAGAGUACAGAAAUGGCACUUUAUUUAUUCGCAAGAGCUUUAGAAUCACUUUUUAAUGCCGCUGUUAAAAGAGGUUAUCUUAAAUCAUAUAAACAUGGUGAUUCAGUUUUAUUCUGUUUAUGUACUACAAUUUUAUUCCAUGGUUUCGUUUGGGAACCAACAGCAGUUCGUCCAAGUUAUAUGAAAUUCAUUUCAAAGGUUGCUGGUAAAAAUAGAGAUAUUGGUGCUAUCACCUCUGUCAUUAGAGAUAUGUACUAUCAACAACAAAAAAAAUAA
Dictyostelium discoideum AX4 is the source of this 792-nucleotide messenger RNA. RefSeq lists its product as hypothetical. Lineage: Eukaryota; Evosea; Eumycetozoa; Dictyosteliales; Dictyosteliaceae. The record is from RefSeq and is a predicted model, not a curated record. The transcript has 3 exons. Bases 1 to 792 code for a protein of 263 amino acids.